AUGCAGAAUCCAUUUUGGUCCAUUUUACUUUCUCUGCUGGAAAAGCUGAAUGGUCAGAUUCUCCUGGUGAUUCUGGUCACGUUUCUUUUGAUUGUUGACCUUUUGAGAAAGAGACGUCCCAGGAAUUUCCCUCCAGGGCCACAGCUUUUUCCUCUUGUGGGAACCUUUGUGGAUUUUAAGCGGCCCCUCCACCUUGCACUGCAGAAGCUCACUCCUCGGUAUGGCAACAUCUUCAGCGUGCAGUUUGGAAGCCUGACAUUUGUGGUAGUCAACGGAUACCAGAUGGUGAGAGAAGCUCUUGUCCAUCAGGCCGAAAUAUUUGCAGAUCGUCCGAACAUUCCACUUCUUCAAGAAAUUUUUAAAGGCUUUGGGCUUAUAUCAUCAAAUGGGCAUAUAUGGAGGCAACAGAGAAAGUUUGCUUUGUCAACACUGAAAAGCAUUUCUGUAAGCUUUGAGGAAAAAGUGCAAGAGGAGAGCCGAUAUCUUGUGGAGAUAAUAGAGGAAGAGAAAGGUCAACCGUUUGACCCUCAUUACAAAAUUAACAGUGCCGUCUCAAACAUUAUCUGCUCCAUAACCUUUGGGAGCCGCUUCGACUACCAUGACAGCCGCUUCCAGGAGCUGCUGCACUCGCUGGCUGAAACCCUGCUACUCCUAGGGAGCUUUUGGGGCCAGCUGUAUAAUGCUUUCCCCUUGGUAAUGAGAUGGCUUCCAGGACCCUUUAGGAAAAUCUUUAGGCAUUGGGAGAAACUGAAAUGCUUUGUGAAAGGAGUGAUUGCAAAACACAAGGAGGAGCUGAGCCUGGCUGAAUCAGGGGAUUACAUUGAUUGCUACCUGAAGGAGAUAGAAAAGUGCAAGGGUGACCCCAGCUCUUAUUUCCAUGAAGAAAACCUGCUGUGCUCCACCCUGGACCUCUUUCUGACUGGCACCGAGACGACUGCCACUGCUAUCCGUUGGGCCCUCCUCUACAUGGCCACGUACCCCCAUGUCCAAGAGAAAGUGCAGCUGGAAAUCGACAGCGUGAUCGGGCAGUCGCGCCAGCCGGCGAUGGACGACAAGGAGAACAUGCCAUACACCAGCGCGGUGCUGAGCGAGGUGCUGAGGAUGGGCAACGUUGUGCCCCUGGGGGUCCCCAGGAUGUCCACCAGCGACACCACCCUGGCAGGCUUCCACCUGCCCAAGGGCACCACACUGAUGACCAGCCUGACUUCUAUCAUGUUUGAUAAAAACGUGUGGGAGACACCAGACACCUUUAAUCCUGAGCAUUUCCUGGAAAAUGGCCAGUACAGGAAGCGGGAGGCUUUCCUGCCUUUCUCUGCAGGCAAGCGGGCUUGUCCCGGCGAGCAGCUCGCCAGGACGGAGCUCUUCAUCUUCUUCACGGCCCUCCUGCAGAGAUUCACCUUCGAGGCACCGGCGCAUGCAGCACUGAGCUUCGACUUCACGCUAAGCCUCACACGCUGCCCCAAGCCCUUCCAGAUCCGGGCGCUGCCUCGCUGUUAA
Molecule: messenger RNA, 1497 nt
Organism: Tinamus guttatus (white-throated tinamou)
Lineage: Eukaryota; Metazoa; Chordata; Aves; Tinamiformes; Tinamidae
Product: cytochrome P450 2J2
Biological process (GO): xenobiotic metabolic process
Cellular component (GO): cytoplasm; intracellular membrane-bounded organelle
Molecular function (GO): iron ion binding; heme binding; oxidoreductase activity, acting on paired donors, with incorporation or reduction of molecular oxygen, reduced flavin or flavoprotein as one donor, and incorporation of one atom of oxygen
Source: RefSeq, a predicted model, not a curated record